UAUUGUGCGUUGUGCAGCAACUAUCCGAAAAUUUUGUGUGUGUGCGGUCGUACAAGUUGGAAAAGUUCAUCAGUUUUAAUCACCACACCUUCGCUGUUUGCCGGAGGAAACACCUCAUGGGUAUAAAAUCCAACCAUUGAAAGUGAAGCUGUCUAAAGCUGAACCACCACGACCGAAACUGCAGGGUGCAGCUUUCACUCAAACACACACACACAAACUACACGUAUGGUAAACGGUAUGGCGUGUGAUUAAAUUUAUUCAAAAUCUCUGCUCGCUUCGCUCGGUUCACAGCACCGUUUCAACCCACACCGGAUAAAAAUCAAACCCAUUCAAACAAGGGAAAGGUGAUAGUUGAUUCCGGCAUUUGCAUAAAUCAUUCGCAAGGUACGUGACUUACAUCGCCGCUAGUGCCAAAUGGUGAACCAACAGCGGCAGCCAAUCUGCGGUGCAUCAUGGUGGUGGCAGUGGCUUCCCAUUAUGCUACUGCUAGCAAUAAGUCAAACCACCAACGCGACACCGCCCUCCAACGACGACUGGUGGCAAAGGACGGUGUUCUAUCAGAUCUACCCGCGCUCGUUCAUGGACUCGAACGGGGACGGGGUGGGCGAUCUGCGCGGCAUAACGAGCCGGUUGGAGCAUCUGAAGGAUGCCGGCAUUGGUGCGACCUGGCUAUCGCCCAUCUUCCGAUCGCCGAUGGUUGACUUCGGGUACGACAUUGCGGACUAUACCGCCAUCCAGCCGGAGUACGGGACGAUGGAGGACUUUGAGGCGCUGCUGGCGGAAGCGGAGCGGCUCGGCAUCAAGAUCAUCCUGGACUUUGUGCCCAAUCACACGAGCGACCAGUGCGAAUGGUUCCGGCGGUCGGUGGCGCGCGAACACCCGUACACCGAUUACUACGUGUGGCAGGAUGGGCGCGUCGACCCGAACGGUAAUGGGACGGCCCGUUUACCACCGAACAAUUGGCAAUCGGUAUUCUACGGUUCCGCCUGGACGCUGCAUCCGGACCGCGGUCAGUACUAUUUGCAUCAGUUUACCGCCCAGCAGCCGGAUCUGAACUUUCGCAACCCGGCCGUGGUGGAGGAGAUGCGCGAGGUGCUGCGGUUCUGGCUGCGCAAGGGUGUGGCCGGCUUUCGCAUCGAUGCCGUUAAUCAUCUGUUCGAGGCGGACGGCUUUCCGGACGAGCCGGAAACGGGCACGGACCGGGAUCCACUGUCCUACGGCUUUACGCACCACAUCUACACGAAGGAUUUGCUCGAAGACUACGAUAUGGUGUACCAGUGGCGAGCGCUGCUGGACGACUGGAGCCGCGAGCAUGGAGGCGACGCUCGCAUCAUAAUGACCGAAGCGUACGCCAACAUUACCUUCACCAUGAAGUACUACCACGCGGAGGAGGACGACGGCGACCAGCCGGACGGUCAACCGCGAGCCGCUGCGGGUUCACACAUGCCCUUCAACUUUCUGCUCAUCACCGACCUGAACCGUGACUCGAGUGCGCAGGACUUUGUGUACACGAUACAGAAGUGGCUCACGUACAUGCCGCGGGUGGGGGCCACCGCCAACUGGGUGCUGGGCAAUCACGAUCAGCCGCGCGUCGGCACUCGGUACGGGGCGGAGCGGAUCGAUGCGAUCCAUACGCUGCUCCUGACGCUGCCGGGCAUCGCCGUCACGUACUAUGGGGAGGAAAUUGGCAUGGUGGACAAUCCGGAUGCGAUCAGCAGUGGUGGUGGCGAUUCCGUCACCGGUGCCAGUGAUGCAUUCAUCGUGUUUUCACGCGAUCCGGAAAGAACGCCGUUCCAGUGGGACGGUACGGCGAAUGCGGGCUUCUCGAGCGGCCCAACGACUUGGUUGCCGGUGCAUCCGAACUAUCGCGAGUUGAAUUUGGCUGCACAGCGGCUUGCUGAGCGGAGCCAUUACAAAACAUACCAGGCGCUGGUGGCGCUGCGUGCUCACGAAACGUUCCGGAAGGGUUCGAUUCAGCUCGUGCCGUACUCGAGCAGUGUUGUGGUGUACGUGCGUGAGCUGGCGGAGGCUGACACGUUCGUGGUGGUGAUCAAUUUGGUUGCGGGUGAGCGUACGGUGGAUUUGGUGGCGGUGUUUCCGAAGCUUUCGGCCGAGCUUACGGUCGCUUCGAGUGGUUCUGCGUCAUGCUAUCGGGUGGGAGAUAUCGUGCAAGCGGAUAAGCUGAUCGUGGGAGGAUACGAUGGACUGGUCUUACGAAGCGUGCCACUGAUGUCCAGAGCACAGCGAAACCUCGAUGGGGAGCGGCACCCAACGGCAGCCAGCGUCUGGAGUGCGGUAAAGGACGCUGCAGUAAUUGCGUCUAUCAUAAUUGCGCUCGGUUCCAGCUACUACGGGCUGCGGGCACCAUGGCAAAGCGUGGCAAGUGGACUGGCCGAGGGUAGUUUAAAAAAAUAAUGACAUCCACAAGCGGCCGCCAGGGACAGCGGCGCAUUAACGAUGGUUCGGGAAGGACGGACUGCUUUCGUGCGCCGGGCGCAGGCAGGACUAGGGAGAGGGAGAUUCAAACACGGAAAAGGACGACGUCAUGGCACACUUUCAUGCGAAGAAGUCUUACAAUUCAAAUUACGGUUAAUUUCUUUCCUUCACAGCGCAGCGCAGUAGGCCCCGAGGAGUAGUGUUUGCGUAUUUGUUAGUGUUUUGCGUGUGAUGUUGAGUGUGUUUGGUUAAUUGCACAAUAAUUUAGUUGAAUUUAUACCUUUCUGCAGUGUGAUUAGUGUGAAUAAAUGAAUUUCUUUGAAGGCAAAA
Molecule: messenger RNA, 2766 nt
Organism: Anopheles gambiae (African malaria mosquito)
Lineage: Eukaryota; Metazoa; Arthropoda; Insecta; Diptera; Culicidae
Product: maltase 2
Exons: 6
Coding region: 415-2415 (666 amino acids)
Biological process (GO): carbohydrate metabolic process
Source: RefSeq, a predicted model, not a curated record